Messenger RNA from Paramisgurnus dabryanus, 858 nucleotides. RefSeq names its product thymocyte nuclear protein 1 (gene thyn1). The record is from RefSeq and is a predicted model, not a curated record. Gene Ontology annotation, cellular component: nucleus. NCBI's taxonomy places the organism in Eukaryota, Metazoa, Chordata, Actinopteri, Cypriniformes, Cobitidae.
GCACUCGCGGUACUUUGAUGUUGACCGUAGAUGGGUCUGCGCACUACCGUAUGAAGUCAAACACACGCGCUUUUUACAAACAUUUCCUCCCAGUACCAGUGAACAUGCCACCCAAGAGAACAACACGAAGCAGCGCCAACAAUAAAGAACACACAGACGAGUCGUCUGAAGCUGCUGCACCACUUAAAACUGGCAAAAGAAAACGUCCAGCUGCAGAUGCAAAGAAAACCAAUGAACAAACAUGCAAGGCAUUUUACUGGUUGAUGAAAUCUGAACCUGAGAGUCGGAUUGAAAAUGGAGUGGAUGUGAAGUUUGGAAUUGAGGACCUAAAAGCCUUACCCAAUCAAACAGGAUGCUGGGAUGGAGUGAGAAAUUAUCAGGCACGCAACUUCAUGAGAGAUAUGAAGGUGGGCCAGCAGGCUUUCUUCUACCACAGUAACUGUAAAGAGCCGGGCAUCGCUGGUCUCAUGAAGAUUGCAAAGGAGGCUUAUGUGGACCAUACCCAAUUUGAUAAAAAAGAUCCACAUUAUGAUCCUUCCAGCAAACCAGAUAACCCUAAAUGGAGUAUGGUGGAUGUUCAGUUUGAAAGGAUGGUAACGCGUUUCAUCCCUCUAUCUGAACUAAAGAAACUUCACAUGCAGCACAAGACUAAUGGUGGUCCUCUGAAGGAUAUGGCCCUCUUUACCAGAGCUAGACUAUCAGUUCAACCUCUUACUGCAGAGGAAUUUGACUUUGUCCUGAAUUUAGAGAAUGAAGAUCCAGUAUGAACAUCUCCACGAAAAUCAGUUUUCUCUCAUCUUUAAACAUUUUAUAGCACUUAAGUAACAAAAUGCCUAAAGUAAUAAUAAAAACAAAAAA